Messenger RNA from Nerophis lumbriciformis (worm pipefish), 616 nucleotides. NCBI's taxonomy places the organism in Eukaryota, Metazoa, Chordata, Actinopteri, Syngnathiformes, Syngnathidae. The record is from RefSeq and is a predicted model, not a curated record.
UAGCUGCUGUGCCAAAGAUUGCAUUGAUGUCAAAUAUUAACCUUCACUAAGUUUACUCUUCUCUUGUUCUUCUGCAAAACGACAGUACAGUUCCACAUCCUCCAUCUCCUCCUUCCUCAUGGCAGGUAAAUAAAUCGAUAAGGUCAACGAGCUCAUUUCAAAGUGUCUAGAGGCCAAAGACAUGGCGUACUGUCCUUACAGCAACUUCCCUGUUGGUGCUGCCUUACUGACGACAGAUGGCGCUAUAUUUAAAGGCUGUAACGUGGAGAACGUGUCCUUCGGUCUAACUGUGUGUGCUGAGCGAACAGCCAUCCAAAGUGCCGUGGCAGAGGGACACAAAAACUUCACCGCUAUUGCUGUGACGUGCAAUGCCACAGACAGAUUUGUUUGGCCAUGCGGAGCGUGUCGACAGGUUCUCAUGGAGUUUGGGCCAGAGUUGACCAUCUACUCGACCAAGCCGGAUGGAUCGUACAAAAAGAGCCGCAUGAGCGAGCUGCUGCCCUAUGCUUUUACCCAAAGUCAUCUCACAAAGAACUGACAGUUUGUGAGAAUGCCGCUUGAUGAGAUUUAACAAUAAUGCACAUGUUCUCAACAGUAAAUAAAAGACAAAAAAGCA